This is a messenger RNA of Dujonia railenensis, 567 nucleotides long. The record is from the annotation of a GenBank genome assembly. NCBI's taxonomy places the organism in Eukaryota, Fungi, Ascomycota, Pichiomycetes, Serinales, Debaryomycetaceae.
AUGCAAUUCUCUACUGCCCUUCUUAUCUCUGUCUCUGCUGCUUUAGUCGCUGCUGAUUCCGGUCUUACUGACUGUUACUACGACUCCUACGCUGUCCAACAUUGUGUUGACGCUAGCGGUGUCACUGGUGUUAUCAUCCCAUCUCCCCAAACAGAUGCUGGUGUCUCAUCUUACAGUGUUUGUUACUACAAGAGUGCUGCUGACAAGACCAUCUGUAUAGAUGACGAUGGUGACAAAAUUGUUUUCUACCCAGGUACCGAUAUGGAAGAAUCUGCUAAGACCAUCAGUACCAACACUUAUGAAGAAGCUUACAACACUGCUUCUUCUGCUACCACUACUUCAAGUGCUGCUGAAGCAACUUCUUCGUCUGGUGCUGCCGUUGCUUCCUCUACUGCUUCAGCUGCUGUUUCAUCUAGUGCUGUCUCAGCUGCCGCUUCAUCUGGUACUGCUUCAAGCUCUGCUGCUGCUGCUUCAAGCUCUGCUUCCGUUGUUGAAGCUAACGGUGCUGCCAAGGCCAUUACCCCAAUCCUUUCCGUUUUAGGUGCCCUUGUCGCAUUCUGCAUCUAA